AUGAGCCUCUACAUGGUGAGGGGCGAGAGUACGGCAGAGAUUCAAAGAGAAUCAGAGAAUCCCGAUGAAGCCACGAAAUUUCUUCAGCUACGCAUAAAUAUCAAUUGCACAGAUCGUGAUAAUGUAUACGAAAAGAAACUGCACUCGAAUUACUGGACUCUGGUGAACUAUGUACCCGCAGAACACGGAAGUCUGCGAUGCUCGAUGUGUGUUACCUACAGCACCCACGGGGACUAUCGAUAUCUGAACAAUGUGGCGCCAUUGGUGGAGCGUUGGCAAGCACCCAUUAGUUUGGCGCUCUACGCACCGGGUACGGACUUUGAUAGGACGGUGUCGAGCAUUCUGUGGCUGCGCCAAUGUGAUCCACAGUGGAAGUUAAUCCGCAAAUGGGUUAGUUUUCACAUCUACUUCAAUGUUAAUCAUAUACCGCGGCAGGUCUACAAGCAAAAGAAAUUGUUGGCCAAAAAAAUUAAAUGCACCGAAGUUCCGCCGUUUGGCAAUGUGUCAAGUGAUGAGCUAUAUAGAAAUCGAAUGGAACUCAAAUAUCCCAUUAAUGUGGGACGAAAUAUUGCCAGAGAGGCGGCAGUGACACAUUACGUUCUGUCCUCCGAUAUCGAGCUGUAUCCCUCGCCGGGUCUGGCCAAUGGCUUUUUGCUUAUGCUAACAGCUAAUAGGCAUUUACUGAACGCCACAAAGCCCAUUGUCUUUACACUUAACAUUUUCGAGGUGGAAGCGAAUGGCACUGUGCCAACCAGCAAAAAGGAAUUAAAAUACCAGCUGAACACUGGCCAGGCCAUACCCUUUCACAAAGAGGUCGCCUCCGAAUUCAACAUGGGACCAAAUCUUGAAAACUGGAUUCAACAUGUCAAUGACAGCGAUACAAUCCGAGUGUUUAGCGUGAAUAAACGUAUCGGUUACUGGGAUCCGAUCUACAUUGGCACCAAACAAGAUCCAGGGUACGAUGAGCGUCUAAGCUGGGAGGGCAUGUACGAUAAGGAAACCCAUUCCUACGCAUUGUGCCUAAUGGGCUACCAGUUUUAUACAUUGGAUAAUGCAUUUUUGGUUCACAGACCGGGCAUUAAUCAGGGUUAUUUGGAUGCUCAGCGAUCCAAGCUUGCCAAACACACUCGUCGCAAGCUACGUAGACAGUUAACAAUAGAGUAUAUCUUAAAAUAUGGAAUCAAAUUGGGGUGCAGAUUGUAA
Molecule: messenger RNA, 1203 nt
Organism: Drosophila montana
Lineage: Eukaryota; Metazoa; Arthropoda; Insecta; Diptera; Drosophilidae
Product: beta-1,4-glucuronyltransferase 1-like
Exons: 1
Coding region: 1-1203 (400 amino acids)
Source: RefSeq, a predicted model, not a curated record